Nicotiana tabacum (common tobacco) is the source of this 907-nucleotide messenger RNA. The record is from RefSeq and is a predicted model, not a curated record. NCBI's taxonomy places the organism in Eukaryota, Viridiplantae, Streptophyta, Magnoliopsida, Solanales, Solanaceae.
UACUAGAACUUGAGAACUUGGUUAGAAAAUGGAUGUGUUGGCCAUUUUAAGCAACAUUUUACCAAUAGUACUGAUUUUUAUCUUUGUUGGUGUAUUCAUUUCUAUCAUGGAAUUAUGCACUAAUAGUAGAGCUAAGGAAAUUAUAAGAGGAAAUCCUUCUGUUGUUCCUUCACCUUCUGUCCUUGUUAAUGUCUAUGGUGGCGGCCAGCCUGCGGCCGCCAAGGAAGCUGCUCGAGGUGGCAGUGGAGCCGCCAAAGGUGGUGGUUCUGGAGGUGGAAAUAAAGUUGUGAGUGAUGGUUCAAAAGUUGGUACAAAAGUUGUUACUAUUUCUAUUGAUGGUACAAGUGGUAAGGUAAAUACUACUACUACUACUCUUCACUCAUCAAAUAAUGGCUCUACCGAUAAAUGUGGCAUAUGCAAAAAGGCUAUUUUGUUGGAGCCGGCCUCAGUGAACGGUGGUGUCCGUGCCAAUGGUGGCGGUGGAGCAGCCAAAAAUGGUGGUUGUGGAGAUGGAAGUAAAGUUGUGAGUGAUGGUUCAAAAGGUGGUGCAAAAGUUGUUACUAUAAUUAUUGACGGCACAAAUGACAAGGCUAUUUUGUUGGGGCCUCAGUGAGGUGCGAGCCAAUGUUGGUAGUGAUGGUGGUGGAGUGGUGGUAGCGACGACAGGAUUGGUGGUGGCGCAGUUGAUGGCGGCGGCGGUAGCCAUAUUAAAUAAGUAUGUAGCUAGAAAAAGUCUAUAUAAAAAAAGAAAAAUAAAGAGAACGAACUUAUGUUUAAGGAGGGGAUAAUAUAAUUGAUGCUUCUUAAACAUCGUAUGAUCCAGAUAAACUCCUUUUGAUAAAUCAUGUAGUAUAUGAAAUGUGAAUUACUCUAGUUUCGUGAAUUGAGUGCUGAUUUUAUGAUUUUC